AUGGUUAUUCCCAAAUCACAGGUCAAGUACCUUGACCUUCCUACUCUCAAGUCCCGAAUCUUCUAUCGAGAAUCCGGCCCUGUCGAUGCCCCCGUUGUGCUUCUACUACACGGCUUCCCUUCAUCCUCCCACCAGUAUCGAAACUUGAUACCUCUUCUUGCAACCAAGUACCGAGUUAUUGCACCCGAUUUGCCUGGUUUCGGCUUCACCGAAGUCACGGAUAACUACGAACAUACAUUCGACAACCUAGCUGUGACAGUACUGGAAUUCUUGGAUACUCUUGCAAUCGCCAAAUUCUCUGUUUAUAUCUUUGAUUACGGCGCGCCGACAGCUUUAAAUCUUUCACUAAAGCGACCUGAAGCUAUCCAGGCUAUAAUAACCCAGAACGGAAAUGCCUACGAGGAUGGUCUAGGAGACUUUUGGAACCCAUUACGCCAAUACUGGGCCAGUGGUGACAAGGAUAACGUAGAGAUUCGCGCUACAUUAGCAGCAGCCGUUCUCACAUAUGAAGCUACAAAGGGGCAAUAUGUAACAGGCACAUUACCGAACAAGGUCAUCGCGCCGGAGUCAUAUACGCUUGAUUAUGCCCUUCUUCAGCGUCCAGGGCAAGAGAAGAUCCAGAUUGACCUAUUUUGGGACUAUCAGAACAAUGUCAAGAAUUAUCCUCGUUUCCAGGAAUACUUUCGCAAAUCCCAGGUCCCUUUAUUGGCAGUUUGGGGUAAGAAUGAUCCGUUCUUUAUCGCCCCGGGAGCUGAGGCUUUCAAGCGUGAUUUGCCGAAUGCAGAGAUACAUCUGUUGGAUGCUGGACAUUUUGCGGUUGAGACUGAGACGGAAGAGAUUGGUGCAUUGAUCUUGGAGUUUCUUAAGAGAAAUGGAAUCUGA
Messenger RNA from Talaromyces stipitatus ATCC 10500, 882 nucleotides. RefSeq names its product hydrolase, putative. The coding region runs from base 1 to 882 and encodes 293 amino acids. The transcript is spliced from 2 exons. NCBI's taxonomy places the organism in Eukaryota, Fungi, Ascomycota, Eurotiomycetes, Eurotiales, Trichocomaceae. The record is from RefSeq and is a predicted model, not a curated record. Gene Ontology annotation, molecular function: epoxide hydrolase activity.